Messenger RNA from Populus euphratica (Euphrates poplar), 3207 nucleotides. RefSeq names its product EIN3-binding F-box protein 1-like. Gene Ontology annotation, molecular function: protein binding. Lineage: Eukaryota; Viridiplantae; Streptophyta; Magnoliopsida; Malpighiales; Salicaceae. The record is from RefSeq and is a predicted model, not a curated record. Gene Ontology annotation, biological process: SCF-dependent proteasomal ubiquitin-dependent protein catabolic process. The coding region runs from base 373 to 2343 and encodes 656 amino acids. Gene Ontology annotation, cellular component: SCF ubiquitin ligase complex. The transcript is spliced from 2 exons.
ACAUUGCAUGUUGGCAAAAGCCAAUGAAUCUCUCUCUCUGCUAAACAUUUUUUGAUUUCUUUCGUACUAUAUAUUAACACACCACUUGCACUUAUAUUCUCAAACAACAAACCAAACCAGGAAAGCCAAACCAAAAAAACCAAACCCUUCUCUUCUUUAAUUCUCUCCUUUGUUUUCUUUUUUUGCCCUACUCUGUUGGGGUUUCAAGUUCUCUACUCGCUCUUUUUUUUCACUCCUGGUGAUGCAUUUAAGCUUUCUUGCUUCCUUUCUUAUCAGUUUCUUGGUACUUGCUGCUAGUUUGUGUGCCUUUUGUGCUGUUAAUCAACGACGCUUCUUCUUCAUCUUCUUCUUUUCAUUUCAGUUGUUUCAGUCAUGCCUACUCUUGUUAACUACAGUGGAGAUGAUGAAAUCUAUUCCGGGGGCUCUUUCUAUACAAAUCCUUCCGACCUUGGUCGAUUAUAUUCAAUUGUAUCCAAUGUGGAUGUAUACAGCCCUGCUUGCAAGCGAGCUCGCAUUAGUACUCCUUUUCUCUUUGAAUCAUCUGGGUUCGAGCAGAAUAAGCGACCAUCAAUUGAAGUUCUUCCAGAUGAAUGCCUUUUUGAGAUCUUCAGACGCGUUCCUGAAGGCAAAGAGAGGAGUUCCUGUGCCUCUGUGUCCAAGAAAUGGCUCAUGCUUUUGAGCAGCAUCAGGAGGUCUGAAUUUUGCUACAGCAACCCUGUAGCUGAAGAAGAAAAGGAAACAGCAGCUCCUGUUUGUAAUGAUGUUGAAAUGGUCUCUUGCGAAGACAACGGGGAAGUUGAGAGUGAUGGUUACCUUACCAGGUCCUUGGAAGGAAAGAAAGCAACAGAUAUGAGAUUGGCUGCCAUUGCUGUUGGGACAAGUAGCCGUGGGGGCCUGGGCAAGCUGUUGAUCCGGGGAAGCAACUCUGUUCGUGGGGUUACCAACCGUGGUCUAUCAGCAAUAGCACGUGGUUGCCCUUCUCUAAGGGCUCUUUCUUUGUGGAACGUUCCUUUUGUCGGGGAUGAAGGUCUAUUUGAGAUCGCCAAAGAAUGCCAUUUGUUGGAGAAGCUUGACCUUGCCAACUGUCCUUCAAUUUCCAACAAGGGUUUGAUUGCAAUUGCUGAGAACUGCCCUAAUUUGAGCUCUUUGAAUAUUGAAUCUUGUUCUAAGAUUGGUAAUGAAGGCUUGCAAGCAAUCGGAAAGCUUUGCCCUAGGUUGUAUUCAAUCUCUAUUAAAGACUGCCCUCUUCUUGGGGAUCAUGGAGUAUCAAGUUUAUUAUCUUCAGCUUCUUCGGUAUUAACAAGGGUGAAGCUUCAGGGUUUGAACAUCACAGACUUCUCUCUUGCUGUAAUUGGGCACUAUGGGAAAGCUGUUACGAAUCUUUCCCUUAGUGUUCUCCAGCAUGUUAGUGAGAGAGGCUUUUGGGUCAUGGGUAAUGCUCAGGGUUUGCAAAAAUUAAUGUCUUUGACAAUUACUUCAUGCCGGGGGAUAACAGAUGUGAGUCUUGAAGCUAUUGCGAAGGGUUCCUUGAAUCUGAAGCAGAUGUGCCUCCGCAAGUGCUGCUUUGUGUCUGAUAACGGGUUGAUCGCUUUUGCCAAAGCUGCCGGAUCUCUUGAGAGCCUCCAAUUGGAAGAAUGUAACAGAAUUACCCAGUCAGGGAUCGUUGGUGCGCUUUCAAACUGUGGAACAAAGUUGAAAGCUCUUAGUCUUGUGAAGUGCAUGGGAAUUAAGGAUAUGUCUCUCGGAAUGCCAGUGCCCUCUCCGUGCAGCUAUCUUCGAUAUUUGUCAAUUAGAAAUUGCCCAGGAUUUGGCAGCGCGAGCUUGGCUGUGGUAGGGAAGCUGUGCCCUCAACUUCAGCACGUUGACCUAAGUGGGCUCUGCGGAAUUACAGAUUCUGGGAUUCUGCCACUGUUAGAGAGUUGUGAGGCAGGUCUUGUUAAGGUGAAUCUUAGUGGUUGCAUGAGUUUGACCGAUGAAGUAGUUUCAGCCUUGGCUAGGCUACAUGGUGGAACCCUUGAAUUGCUGAAUCUGGAUGGUUGCAGAAAGAUCACUGAUGCUAGCUUGGUAGCAAUUGCUGAAAAUUGUCUGUUUCUCAGUGACCUAGAUCUGUCAAAAUGUGCAGUCACUGAUUCUGGCAUUGCUGUGAUGUCAAGUGCAGAGCAGCUCAAUCUUCAAGUCCUAUCCUUGUCAGGAUGUUCUGAAGUAUCAAACAAGAGCUUGCCUUGCCUAAAGAAAAUGGGCAGGACCCUGGUGGGGUUGAACCUCCAAAACUGCAGUUCAAUUAGCAGCAGCACAGUUGAGCUGCUUGUAGAGAGCCUGUGGAGAUGUGAUAUCCUGUCAUAAUCAGGGAGGAAAAAAGAUAAUGCUCAUUCACUGAAUCAAAUAGUUGGAAUCAAAGGCGUUGAACUGGAUAAGGAGAUUCAUGCACUCCAGUUCGUCUAUACAUAGUAGAAGGAUAAAUUUCAUGCAGUCAGCCUACACGGGUAGGAGCGUUCAGCAUAGUUUUUGGCCCAUCAUCGGUGGGUCUGCUAAUAACUGGGUGGCUUGGUUGUUUCCAUGGACCUUUGGCAGAUCACUUCUCCAUCCUUUUUUGCAGGCUUUCUUCAGACAGAAAGCCUGUUGUAAAUGUUCUGCCCCCAUUGAUGUGAGGCCUCCUCUUUCGUGGCAUGGUUUCUUGAGAAUUCAGUUACCAAAGCUCUAGUAAGAAUUUCCACUUGUGGCUCCUCCAUUUCCUAUACCAUCUAUGGUCCUUGUUAUGUUUUGCUGGAUGUGACUUACCCCGUGUUUUAGCUCUUGUCUUGCAAUCCUUUGAUGUUUUGUGAUGACUAAGCUUUCUUUAUUCCGAUCUUACCAAGUGGGUUGCUUUUAUUAUUAAAAAAAACUCUUGUUAAAUUCAGUUCUCAGUAUCGAGAGUCUUUCAGUGCUCGAAACUCUCCCGUGUUGGUUUCGUGGUUCUUAUGUGUCCUCUGUUGUUAUCGUUUGUUCUCUUUCAUUCCAGUUUGUAAGAGUGGGUGCUUUGGGCAGUUCUGUACCAGGUUGCUUCAGAUUUGCAGGCUUUGGCAGUGGCAGCUGGAUCGUCCUCUGCUAUGACAACUUCAUUUCAGUUGUUUUUGUUUUUGACAAAUUCCUGGUAUUUCUGGCCUCUUUGUAUAUGAAUUGUACUCUGUAACUGCUUCAAUAAAAUGCAAUAUUUCCAUAUUGUAUUAU